GCUGGCUCAGUCUCGGCUGAUUGCUGCUGUCGCUCCCGGGGCCACGGGAUGACGCCUCCUCCGCCAGGACGUGCCGCCCCCAGCGCACCGCGCACCCGCGUCCCUGGCCCACCGGCUCGGUCGGUGCUCCUGCUGCGGCUGCUGCUGCUGCUCUGGGCGGCCGCCGCCUCCGCCCAAGGCCACUCAAGGAGCGGACCCCGCAUCUUCGCCGUCUGGAAAGGCCAUGUAGGGCAGGACCGGGUGGACUUUGGCCAGACUGAGCCGCACACGGUGCUUUUCCAUGAGCCAGGCAGCUCCUCCGUGUGGGUGGGAGGACGCGGCAAGGUCUACCUCUUUGAUUUCCCCGAGGGCAAGAAUGCAUCUGUGCGCACGGUGAACAUUGGCUCCACAAAGGGGUCCUGUCUGGAUAAGCGGGACUGCGAGAACUACAUCACUCUCCUGGAGAGGCGGAGUGAGGGGCUGCUGGCCUGUGGCACCAACGCCCGGCACCCCAGCUGCUGGAACCUGGUGAAUGACACUGUGGUGCCACUUGGCGAGAUGAGAGGCUAUGCCCCCUUCAGCCCGGAUGAGAACUCCCUGGUUCUGUUUGAAGGGGACGAGGUGUAUUCCACCAUCCGGAAGCAGGAAUACAAUGGGAAGAUCCCUCGGUUCCGCCGCAUCCGGGGGGAGAGUGAGCUGUACACCAGUGAUACUGUCAUGCAGAACCCACAGUUCAUCAAAGCCACCAUCGUGCACCAAGACCAGGCUUACGAUGACAAGAUCUACUACUUCUUCCGAGAGGACAAUCCUGACAAGAAUCCCGAGGCUCCUCUCAAUGUGUCCCGUGUGGCCCAGCUGUGCAGGGGGGACCAGGGUGGGGAAAGCUCACUAUCAGUGUCCAAGUGGAACACUUUUCUGAAAGCCAUGCUGGUAUGCAGUGACGCUGCCACCAACAAGAACUUCAACAGACUGCAAGACGUCUUCCUGCUCCCUGACCCCAGCGGCCAGUGGAGAGACACCAGGGUCUAUGGCGUUUUCUCCAACCCAUGGAACUACUCAGCCGUCUGCGUGUAUUCCCUCGGUGACAUUGACAAGGUCUUCCGCACCUCCUCACUCAAGGGCUACCACUCAAGCCUUCCCAACCCUCGGCCUGGCAAGUGCCUCCCAGACCAACAGCCGAUACCCACAGAGACCUUCCAGGUGGCUGACCGUCACCCAGAGGUGGCGCAGAGGGUGGAGCCUAUGGGGCCCCUGAAGACGCCAUUGUUCCACUCUAAAUACCACUACCAGAAAGUGGUCGUCCACCGCAUGCAAGCCAGCCACGGGGAGACCUAUCAUGUGCUUUACCUAACUACAGACAGGGGCACCAUCCACAAGGUGGUGGAGCCGGGGAAGCAGGAGCACAGCUUCAUCUUCAACAUCAUGGAGAUCCAGCCCUUCCGCCGCGCGGCUGCCAUCCAGACCAUGUCGCUGGAUGCUGAGCGGAGGAAGCUGUAUGUGAGCUCCCAGUGGGAGGUGAGCCAGGUGCCCCUGGACCUGUGUGAAGUCUAUGGCGGGGGCUGCCACGGUUGCCUCAUGUCCAGAGACCCCUACUGCGGCUGGGACCAGGGCCGCUGCGUCUCCAUCUACAGUUCCCAACGGUCAGUGCUGCAAUCCAUUAAUCCAGUCGAGCCACACAAGGAGUGUCCCAACCCCAAACCAGACAAGGCCCCACUGCAGAAGGUUUCCCUGGCCCCGAACUCCCGCUACUACCUGAGCUGCCCCAUGGAAUCCCGCCACGCCACCUACUCAUGGCGCCACAAGGAGAACGUGGAGCAGAGCUGCGAACCUGGUCACCAGAGCCCCAACUGCAUCCUGUUCAUCGAGAACCUCACGGCGCAGCAGUACGGCCACUACUUCUGUGAGGCCCAGGAGGGCUCCUACUUCCGCGAGGCUCAGCACUGGCAGCUGCUGCCCGAGGAUGGCAUCAUGGCUGAGCACCUGCUGGGCCAUGCCUGUGCCCUGGCCGCCUCCUUCUGGCUGGGGGUCCUGCCCACACUCACUCUUGGCUUGCUGGUCCACUAGGGCCUUCCGAGGCUGGGCAUGCCUCAGGCUUCUGCAGCCCAGGGCACUAGAACAUCUCACACUCAGAGCCGGCUGGCCCGGGAGCUCCUUGCCUGCUGCUUCUUCCGGGGCACAGAAUAACCCAGUGGAGGAUGCCAGGCCUGGAGACGUCCAGCCGCAGGCGGCUGCUGGGCCCCAGGUGGCACACGGAUGGUGAGGGGCUGAGAAUGAGGGCACUGACUGUGAAGCUGGGGCAUCGAUGACCCAAGAUUUUAUCUUCUGGAAAACAUUUUUCAGAUCCCUCAAACUUGACUAAAUGCAGCGAUGCUCCCAGCCCAAGAGCCCAUGGGAGAGCUGGGACCCCAUCUCUGGACCCUGGGGCUGAGGCCUGAGUCCUUCUGGACUCUUGGUACCCACAUUGCCUCCUUCCCUCCCUCUCUCAUGGAUGGAUGGCUGGUGUUGCUGAAGACCCAGGGCUACCCUCUGUCCAGCCCUGUCCUCUGCAGCUCCCUCUCUGGUCCUGGGUCCUACAGGACAGCCGCCUUGCAUGUUUAUUGAAGGAUGUUUGCUUUCCGGACGGAAGGACGGAAAAAGCUCUAUUUUUAUGUUAGGCUUAUUUCAUGUAUAGCUACUUCCGACUGCAUCUGUAUGAAAAUACCAAAACUACAUGCUGGGGGGGUGGGAAAGGGAGGGGCUGGGAAGGGAUGGGUUGGGGAGGGGGGUGAUCCCAGUCUGAGGCUCCCGGGGAUGAGAUAAGAGUCUGGAGACGGGCAUGGGUUCUUGGAGAGUGGCAUGAGCUGGCUCUGCCCUGGGAGCCCGGUCUGAGGGGGAUGUUGUUGGAGCCCCCAGUGUUGGGGGUGGUUAUGGGAGGGGGUGGGGUGAGAGAGACAAGGGAGAAUGAAGGAGAAAACUGAGCCGUAGGUUCACCGUGUUCAUUUAGAAGGACGAGCCGGGUCCUCAGGGGGAGGUUCCAGGACUCUGCCCUUGGCGUUGAGGGUUGGGGGGCGGGGGGCCUCCUCCCUUCCCCUCAGCCCCCUUCCCCACGGGCUGUGCUUCCAUGCUCCUAGCCUCCCACCUUCGCUCAGGACAUGUUAUAACUUAGGCUAAACUGUGAAAAUUCCGGUGGGGAUGGCCUGGACCGAGCCCUCCAGGCGGGCGGCCCUGCCCCCAGCCCGUCCAUCCAUUUCAGUGGGGAGCUGGGCCCUUCUCCCGCUGUGUCUGGCCGCCCAGGGCAGGGGCUGGGGCCAGCGGCCUUCCAGCUUUGGCCCCUGCACCUCUUCUCAAUGCACUUUAAUAAUGUAACAUAUUACUAAUAAACGAGCUAUUUAUUUA
Molecule: messenger RNA, 3354 nt
Organism: Piliocolobus tephrosceles (Ugandan red Colobus)
Lineage: Eukaryota; Metazoa; Chordata; Mammalia; Primates; Cercopithecidae
Gene: SEMA7A
Product: semaphorin 7A (JohnMiltonHagen blood group)
Exons: 14
Coding region: 49-2043 (664 amino acids)
Biological process (GO): integrin-mediated signaling pathway; neural crest cell migration; negative chemotaxis
Cellular component (GO): external side of plasma membrane; plasma membrane
Molecular function (GO): integrin binding; chemorepellent activity; semaphorin receptor binding
Source: RefSeq, a predicted model, not a curated record